AUGGUCGCAACACAACCUUUUCAGCGCAUUGUCGCUGCAGAGAUAGACGGUCGCUGUCAGAAUAUCAGGUACCGCCAAAAUCAAUACCAUUCUCUACAGUCCGCUCUUGUACAGAAUAUCGAGCAGAUCAAGGAAGCGAUCGCUGCCGAUUCGGGAAACUCGCCGGAGGAGGUUCGCGCAGAGAUUUGCCUCGCCUUCAAGGAGAUUCGCACACAUUAUGCUUCGCUGGACCUGAAGAAAGACCUGGAGGAGGAGUAUCGCGUUGCCAAUGGCAAAGAUAAUUACGAUGGGAAGCGUGGAGUGGGGAUCGUCUAUAUUGUUCCUUCUUCGCAUACUAUGUUUUUCUCUGUUGUUGCGGCGCUGAGUGCUGCCAUUGCGGCUGGGAACUGUGUAAUCCUUGAGUUGACGAAAAACACCAUGGCCAUACCGGUUGUCCUGAAGAAAAUCCUGCCUCAGACCCUGGACGCAGAUACGUUCGCUAUCAGCGAGGAGAGACCAGACAAUACAUUCCUCAGCAGAACGCACAUAAUUGCACAGAGCGACUCCAUUACUCCCUCUAACAACACCCUUUCUUCGCCCACUACUGCCAGAACCGUUGCCAUCGUCGACCGCACAGCCAACAUCUCCGCCGCAGCGGAGGCACUGGUAUCUGCGCGAUUCGCUUUUGGCGGUCGCUCAGCUUAUUCUCCUGACGUUGUACUCGUACAGGAGUUCGCCAUGAAGGAAUUCGUGGAGGCGAUUAUUCAGCGAUCGUCAAAAUACCUUACUGGUCAGAAUGGGGAUGCCCGUCAGACGGCCGUCAACCCGCGGCGGACGAGCUCGGGUGUUUCGUUACUCGAUACGGCCAUGGGAACCCUAGCCGCAACAUAUGCCUUCUCCGCCCCAGCAGCCGCUAAAUACCUAACUCAAUUCAUCGACGCCUACACAUCCUAUAUCAACCACGUCCCCGUCGACAUUCUCAAAUCAGUCGGCCCCGCGUACCCCAUCAACCAACAACCCUCGCGCGAAACUCGCUACUCAACGCACUCUCUGCAGGUCCCUCGACCUCAAUUCGUAACGGAAACCAGCAACACCGCUCUAGUCCAAGAAAUAGUCAAAGGCUACGCAUCCAAGUCCAACGACGCGUUGCGCGAGGCAUUGGUGCCGCUGCCUGCGAUCGGACAGCGCAGUGGCAAGGCAAUUGGGUUCUUCGAGCAGGGAAUCAUCACUGGUGGUGUAAUCACGCUGUUUACUUUUGUGGCGUCUAUUUCGACGAUGGGGGUUUAUGGCUAUGCGGCUGUGAGAAGGUGGAGGGGAUAA
Molecule: messenger RNA, 1299 nt
Organism: Aspergillus niger
Lineage: Eukaryota; Fungi; Ascomycota; Eurotiomycetes; Eurotiales; Aspergillaceae
Exons: 4
Coding region: 1-1299 (432 amino acids)
Molecular function (GO): oxidoreductase activity, acting on the aldehyde or oxo group of donors, NAD or NADP as acceptor
Source: RefSeq, a predicted model, not a curated record